CAUUAAAGUCGCCGUGACAUGAGGGAUAAACAGACGGGGACGUUCUCGCAGAAACUUCACGGAAGCUGAACCCCAGGUUCGAGUUGGGAGGAGGAGGCGAUAGGAUUUGGAAGAUAGACAUAACACAGACUCGCAGGUGUUGCGAUGUCGGGGGUCGAGAGGGACCCCAAAGGGAGGAAGGAGGAUAACGGGGUGGGGAGCGCCAUCGAUUUUGUCCUCUCCAACGCCAAGCUGGUGCUGGGGGUCGGGGGGGCGGCGAUGCUGGGCAUCGCCACGCUGGCAGUGAAGCGGAUGUACGACCGAGCGGUCAGCGCCCCUGCCAGCCCCGCCAAGAUGGGCCAAUCGGGGAAGAGGAGCUGGGAGGAGCCGAGCUGGCUGGGGUCGUCGCCGCGGUUACUGAACAGCGACAUGAAAACCAACCUCAGCCGGUCUCUGCAGACUCUGCCCACCGGCAACUCUGCGUCCGGAGUCUGCUCUGUGGGGGCGGGGCCUCUCUCUCUGGGGGCGGGGUCCCGGCAGCGCGCGUCUCUCGGUGAGAAGCUGCGCUGCUUCUACGAGACUCGGGUUCGGAUCCCCUUGGAGGAGCAGAGCGGGGCACGCAGGGCUGUGCUGCAGAUCUGCUCCCAGCUGCUCUCCUCUCUGCGGGACAGGCUGCCGGACGCGCCCCUGAGAGACCCCUACCCCAGCGGCAGCCUCUACGACGACCUGCAGGUGGUGACGGCAGAUCACGCCCAGCUGAUGGUCCCCCUGGUCCUGGAAAAAAACCUGUGGUCUCCCGUCCCCGGGGAAGAAACCAUCAUGAACGUCCCGGGAUUCUGGCUCAUCCGUCGGGAAAACCAGGAAUACUACCCGCGGGGGACCAGCUACUGGGACCGCUGCGUGGUGGGAGGCUACCUCUCCCCGAAAUCCGUCCUGGAAUCCUUCGAGAGGGUCGUGCGCGACUCGAUAAACUGGCCGGCCGUGGGCGCCGCGCUGGACUGCCGCGUCCGGCCGGUCGUUCCCUCGGAGACGAUCGCUCUGGAGGUCCAGUACGAGACCGACCGCCGGCUCUUCCUGGAGUUCCUGCCGCUGGUCGUCUUCGAAGACCGCGUGCUGAUCGCCAAGCCUCACCGGCUGGCCGAGUUCGCCAACGUUUGGCGGCAAAGCUUCCGGGAGGCCCACACCUCCAGGCUCCAGCGGGCGGACCGGGGCGACGGCGGCUGCCGCUGCCUCUGUCUCAAGCUGCUGAAGGGCGUCUGCAAGGUCAACCCGGCCCUGGGGAAGCUGGACUCCGGGCAGCUGACUGCCGCCGUGCUGGCGGUCAGUACUCGGAAGAGAGACUGGUCGCCGGACAAUUUGGCCGAGCGUUUCCUGCUGCUGAUCCGGGAGCUGGUGGGGUGGCUGGAGGAGGGGUGCCUCCCUUGCCCUCUGGACCCCAAAGUCAACCUCUUCUCCGAGCUCACCCCCCAGGAGAUCGACGAACUGGGGUACACCCUCUACUGCGCGCUGUCGGAGCCGGAGAGCCUGCUGAGGACUUGAGAUUAUUGUAGUGCUGCCAUUGCACCCCCUCAGUGUAAUACAGAGCCAUUGCAGAGCCGCUGUCUGUCUGUCUGCCAUUGAAGAUCAUUGAGGGUAUAGUUAGCACACUGUGGUCCCAUUCUACCAGCCUCACCCCAUUGUAGCUGCCCUAUACUUGUGCUACCGUUGCCCCCUCAGUGUAAUACAGAGCCAUUGCAGUGCCGCUGUCUGUCUGUCUGUCAUUGAAGAUCAUUGAGGGUAUAGUUAGCACACUGUGGUCCCAUUCUACCAGCCUCACCCCAUUGUAGCUGCCCUAUACUUGUGCUACCGUUGCCCCUCAGUGUAAUACAGAGCCAUUGCAGAGCCGCUGUCUGUCUGUCUGCCAUUGAAGAUCAUUGAGGGUAUAGUUAGCACACUGUGGUCCCAUUCUACCAGCCUCACCCCAUUGCAGCUGCCCUAAAAGUGGUUGAAAAUACAGUAUAGGGCAGCUACAAUGGGGUGAGGCUGGUAGAACACAAUAGAGGGAUGAUAUUUUGACAGUGGGAUCUCAAUGGAGAUGAGCUAGCCAAACACACUGCUGGUAAUACAUUGCAGUCCAGCACAGGAGACAGACAGACAGAUAUUAGGAUCCUUGUGUGUGCCUCUCUGCUCAGUCCCCCUCCGCUGGGCCAUGAGCUGGUGAUGCUGGGGUCUGCUAGCUGGGAUUUUGGGGGGUGUUUGAAACAGGAGGCUGUGUGGUCCAGUGGUUAAAGAAAAGGGCUUGUAACCAGGAGGUCCCGGGUUCAAAUCCCACCUCAGCCGCUGACUCACUGUGUGACCCUGAGCAAGUCACGUCACCUCCUUGUGCUCCGUCUUUCGGGUGAGACGUAGUUGUAAGUGACUCUGCAGCUGAUGCAUAGUUCACACACCCUAGUCUCUGUAAGUCGCCUUGGAUAAAGGCGUCUGCUAGAUAAACUAAUAAUAAUAAUACUCAAGGGCAGUUCGAACGAGGAAUGGAGAAAAAGGGAGAGGAUUGUGAGAAUGGGUUUUUUGGUGAGAAGAUUGUUAUAAGAUAUAUACAUAUAUAUAUGUGUGUGUAUGUAUAUGGGGGGUGGGUAGGGGGGUAAUCUGCACAGGCAAAUUUCAGCAUUGCAGGAGCCAAUCAAAUCGUGUUUGUUCGAAGUAUGUGUUUUUAAAGGAGGUCUAACUACAGUGUAUAAAAAAUAAAGCUGUUUUUUUUCACACACACACAUACACACACAUAUAUUACUCUGAAGCCAUUCAUAAAUAUUAGCCAGCCUUUUUAUUGUGCUAUAAGCAAAAUAGGUUUUAUGGAUGUGAUUCACCAACAUAUUUUGGUCUCAUAUUUAUGGCUUCACAGUAUAUUAUAUAAUAUAGUAUUUGUAUGUGUUUAUUUUUAUUAAAAAUGAAUUAAAGUCGCAUUUGGUAUAGAAUGAAACCUUGAUAAGUAUUAUUUUGUUUGGUUUGAAGUCUCCCGGAUCCUUUUUUUGAAACACCUGCUUCAGUGUUCCCUGACCCCAGACUGUGAUCACGUGACUUUGUUUUGGUCUCAUCUUUUUUUUAAAAUCUCCCCCCCCCCCCCCCCCCUCCCCUCCCUUGAUUCUAUUUAAAUGCUGUUUCGCUUCAGUCAGUCUGAGCGAUUCUAGUUUCCUCUGAUUUUGAGUUUUGAUUCGAUUUAUAACCUGCUUUGCCUGUCCUUUGAGUUUGCUUUGAAUCCCUGACUGUCUUCCCCGUUCUAUUGAGGUCAUGUGAUGACAGCUCAGCCGGCCCCGCCCACUCUCUUUCUCAUUGGCUAUCAGUGCAGAAUGGGCGGGGCCAGCUGCAGAGGCUGUCUCUUUAAAAGAAACGAGAUCUCAACGCAGUUCAAAAAGCCACCAGGAUUGGUGCUAAAGUGGUUGAAAAAUUAUCAAUAAUGGGAUUAUGAUGUCAUUUCCUUUUUUUGUCUUUCAAACCAACUGCAAUGCUGUACUAAUUUUAAUUAAGAACAACAAAAAAAACGAGCUGGGUAAAAAAUUAUGCUGUAAAAAUACUCUGGCCGAUUCUGAAUGCUGUAAGAUUUGUUACAGCUGUUUAUAACAUUGAGGUUAUAAUCAAUAAACGUUUGCCCUAUACUAACAGA
This is a messenger RNA of Acipenser ruthenus (sterlet), 3616 nucleotides long. RefSeq names its product mitochondrial dynamics protein MID51-like. The transcript has 5 exons. Gene Ontology annotation, biological process: positive regulation of mitochondrial fission; mitochondrion organization. Bases 145 to 1518 code for a protein of 457 amino acids. NCBI's taxonomy places the organism in Eukaryota, Metazoa, Chordata, Actinopteri, Acipenseriformes, Acipenseridae. The record is from RefSeq and is a predicted model, not a curated record. Gene Ontology annotation, cellular component: mitochondrial outer membrane.